Molecule: messenger RNA, 3047 nt
Organism: Pungitius pungitius (ninespine stickleback)
Lineage: Eukaryota; Metazoa; Chordata; Actinopteri; Perciformes; Gasterosteidae
Product: MANSC domain-containing protein 4-like
Exons: 2
Coding region: 1117-2361 (414 amino acids)
Biological process (GO): epithelium development; epidermis development; extracellular matrix organization
Cellular component (GO): plasma membrane
Molecular function (GO): serine-type endopeptidase inhibitor activity
Source: RefSeq, a predicted model, not a curated record
UAUUGUUAAAUGGAAGUGGGUGCUGCCACCUGGUGGUUGCAAGAUUUUACUCUUUUCCUGUUCACUUUAAUUUAAAGCUUCACAUAAUGGCUUAUAAAGACUUAUAUGGUAAUAAACUGACGGAUAAUCCGUUUCAAAGAGGUUAACAUACCAUCUUUUAAUGACAAUGAUUUAAAGCAACAAAGGAUUUUGUCUGUUUUCUUCAAUAGAAGUUUCCCCUAAAUUGCAGUUUACCACCUGAUCCCCAUAAGCUCUUUAUGCAAAAGGUAAUUUAAACUCCCAGGUGUAAAUUGAGCACAUGGCACACAGUGAAGGAGAGAAAAGCUCACCACCAAACAGGUGGACUAAAUACAAAACCAGGAGGAAAAGGAUCGCUGGGAUAAUCCCAAAACAAAGAAGGCAGGCAGAUUUCUGCAGUUAUGGCAAUCUAUUAUCUGAUGUCUGACCUCUUUAUAUGAGUAUAUGAGAAAUAACCUUUAGUAGAGUAUACCUUUAGUUUAAUUGUGCAAAAAAUAGAGCAAGAUUAGCCUUAUAGUGAGUUCUUUGUGGUUCAUUAAUACUCGCAAUGUAGAGAUGCAAUUAAAUCGGUUGAGUUACACAGAAGGUCAAAAGUCUUGACUAAAAUAGAAAAUAAUCUAAUGCUCCCAUGUUACGCAGUUGUGAACAUAAAACCCACAUAAGAGACUUUCGAAAUCCCCCCAUAGAUGAGUCAAAUACAAAGACUGAGUAUUGGCUUUCCAUAAAAUGAGAUUAACUUAAAGGUUACAUUACUUGCAGUGAAAUAAUGUGUCUCUUUAAUUUUUUUAUUUUGUUCCACCCCUAUAAACUGAUAUAUUCUAUAUUAUUGUAUGAAUAUGACUGACUUGAAUUAGUACACAUUUCUAGUCAUCUUUCUUUCCCCAUUUGAUUCUUCAUUCCAAAUUCGGGGACACAGCUGCACACUUUACGCACACUUUACGCACUGCCGGGUCUCCUCCUCCAUGGUCCGAGGCUGCGACACACCUGGAGAAAAACAGACUACUCCACGCGCGUCAAACUCCAACCCAUUGGCUCCACAGCCAUGUCGGUGCCCGGUCCACAUGGUGAUCUGACGCUGUCCGACCUGCAUUACGCGCAAUGAACGUCACGCGGGGCUUGCUGACGGUUCUGAGCCUGCUGAGCCACACCGAGUCGCGGUGCUCUCCGACGUCGUAUUAUAAGAACUGCUGGAUUCGACGAUUUCCCGGGUUUUUCAUCGACAUCGAGGAGUCCCAGCGGAGAGGAGCGCAGCUCAUGAAGUUCUACCAGGAGGAGACUGCGCUGAAAUGCAGCCGCGCCUGUUGCCUCACGAGGAACUGUAAGUCCCACGCGUGUGGCUUUUGUUUUGUUUUUUUGUUCCUCCCUGAUUUUCUUUUCUUUCCUCUCAUAGUUUCCUGUAAUCUUGCCGUAUUUCACUACGAUACCACCCAAGAGAACUGCUUCCACCUGCACUGUCCCACCCUGGAGAGCUGCAUUCUCAGCCACAGAAGAAACGUAGUUCUGUAUAAUAUCACAAAGGGCGUGGAUCCCGACCUGUUGGUGUUCGGGAAACACUUCACCUCCAACGUGCGCGUCUUACCCCACCACUACGGCCGGGGAAACGCCUCGGAGCCGCUGCCCUCUGACAAACGCCACUUCAUCCACCCUCCUCCGCCCCCCGCGCCGCCUCUGACCUCAGCGGCCACCGUGCAAACCCCCACGAGCCCCGCGACUCCCACGACCUCCACGACCUCCACGACCCCCACAAGCCCCACCGCGACGCAGCACAGCGCCACUCGGCCGUCGACCCUCCACGCGACUACAGUUCCCGUACCUUCCACUCCAGAGGCCCCGCUGGCUUCCGGGAACCAUGCACAAACAACAACCACCACCACCACCACAAACCCGGCCGUCUCCACCACUUCUCUGGCCGCGCCUCCUCCCCCCAGCACGGCACACACCUCCGCGGCCUCCUCUGCCGCAGCCUCGCAGCCUUCCGCUCCCGCCACCAGCUCCGGCCCCCUCCCGACUUCCCCGGCCCCCGUGGCCAGCGCAGAGAGCGGCGAGCAGAGCCCCAACAACACCGGGGCCGGUCCGUUGGGGAACCACACCGCGGGCAGCGGCGGGGGGGACGUCGGCGAGGCGGGAGCCGGCUGGCACGCCGCGGCCGCCGCCCACACGCUGCUGGUGGCGGUGGCCGUCUGCGUCGCAGUGGCGGUGGGCUGCUGCUGCUGCUGCUCCGUCCUGCUGGUGGUGAGCUGGAGGGGUCAGAGGAAGAGGAUGGGAUGCUACCGGGCGUCGUGGCGAGGGAGAAGGGGCUCCACGCGCCUGAUCAAAUACGUCCUGGUCAGAGAGAACACCUGAAGGGCCUGGAGGGCCCGAGGGAAGAAGAGAUGAUGGGACUGAUGCUUCUCGUUUGUUUACAGGAAGGUUUUAAAAGGAGGGAAUCCAGGCUGAAGAGACACUUCAUUGACAUGAAUAUUAAUUUAUAUUUUUGUAAAAGAGUUUUAGAUUAUUUAAUGGAACUGACAUGGAUGGAUUUGCUUUGUUUGAAGCUGAUGCAUUGAGGUUACAGCUCUGUAUAUUUAGGGUGAGACCCCCAGACUAGAGGAGAGAAAACAGACACAAUAGCUUCCUAUGCUUCUCUGUUUAGCCUUAACUCACCAAAAGGUGUGUGUAUAUAUAUAUAUAUAUAUAUAUAUAUAUAUAUAUCAUUCCAAAAAAAUGUUAGUACCAAAACGAAGUCUUAGUGUAAGAUUGCAAAAUUACACAUUUUACAUAUUUCAAAUUAUUUUUACCCCCAGAAAAAAAGGGUUCUAAACUUUUAAACUUCCAUAAUUAUUUUGUCUACAUAACUUGUCUCAUACUCUCACAUUCAUACCUAAUCCAUGCUUCACCUUCCAGUGGUAUCUAUAAAGGUCUUUACUAAAUGUUUGUUCACGUCAUCCAUGGCCUGAUUUAGGGAACAUUGUUUUACUAACAACAUGGUAAAUGAAUAUCCGAAAUCCCAUCGGUAAAAACCUUAAACAUGUCACUAAAUGAAAUCACUU